Messenger RNA from Staurois parvus, 415 nucleotides. NCBI's taxonomy places the organism in Eukaryota, Metazoa, Chordata, Amphibia, Anura, Ranidae. The record is from the annotation of a GenBank genome assembly.
GCACUGAUAGGCGGCACUGAUAGGUGACACUGAUGAUGGGUACUGAUAGACGGCACUGACUGGCAUCACUGCUGGGCACUGACUGGUGGCACUGACUGGCACACUGCUGGGCGGCAUGACUGGUGGGUGGCACUGGUGGGCAACACUGGUGGGUGGGCACUGGUGGGUGGCACUUCUGGGCAACACAGGUGGGUGGGCACAGGUGGGUGGCAGUCUGGCACAGGUAGGUGCACUGCUGGGCACAGGUGGGCGGAACUUGCGGGUGGCACUGCUGGGCACCGAUCAUCAGGGCACUGAUCAUCAGUGUCCUGAUGAUCGGUGCCGAUCCCCGCUGUGACAACUGCCGGUUCUCGGCAGUACUUUCCUCACGAUCUGACAGUGUGAGGAAAGUGCAGCCGAGAACCGGCACUUGCAU